AAGACGGGGGAUCAUGUUAAAUUUUUGAUGACAGCGAAAACUGAUACAUGUCACAGAGAUGCCGUAAAGUAGGGUAGUAUGUGCAAGUUUUACCCUAAAACACUCUUUGAAAAUACAAUUACAUUCACUCCUAGAAAGUCAAAGUUUACUUGAUAAAAUUUUAAAAAUCUUACCCUAGUAGGAAGACACACACAAUCAGUUACAUUACUCUAUCUCGAACUUCUUCAGAGUAUAGGAUGGCAGAUGGAGAUCACUUUCCCGCAGGGCCAUUUGAUCCUUGUCAAAGGCAACUUUCUGCCCUAAAUGAAUCAGGUGACCAAGAGUUUGGAUACAGGCAGCUCGAGAUCCCCUCUGCCUCCACUGUGGCAGAACCAGAAGACGAGAUGACGUUCAUUGCGAAGACUUUCUACGACCUGAGGGCCACCACGCUGGAGGGAGACUCGGUGGACUUCAACGUCUUCAGAGGACGGGUGGUCCUCAUAGAGAAUGUGGCCUCGCUCUGAGGAACCACCACCCGGGACUUCAGCGAGCUCAACCAGCUGCAGAGCAAGUACCCCCAUCGGCUGGUGGUCCUGGGUUUUCCUUGCAACCAGUUUGGCUAUCAGGAGAACUGCACCAAUGGUGAAAUCCUGAAUUCACUGCAGCAUGUGCGUCCAGGCGGAGGCUUCAAGCCCAUCUUUACCAUCUUCGAGAAGUGUGACGUCAAUGGAACAAGCACCCACCCAGUUUUUGCCUAUCUGAAAGACAAACUCCCCUAUCCCGAUGACGACCCAAAUUCUCUCAUUCAGGACCCCAAAUUUCUGGUUUGGAGCCCCAUCAGCAGGACGGAUAUCUCCUGGAACUUUGAGAAAUUCCUCAUCGGGCCAGAGGGAGAACCCUUUAAGCGAUACAGCAAAAAAUUCCCCACCAUUGACAUAGAACCUGACAUUCAAAGACUGCUAAGAUUAACUAAGACCUAAGAAUAGUCUCCAUCUCUUAAUGACUUC
Molecule: messenger RNA, 986 nt
Organism: Oreochromis niloticus (Nile tilapia)
Lineage: Eukaryota; Metazoa; Chordata; Actinopteri; Cichliformes; Cichlidae
Gene: gpx2
Product: glutathione peroxidase 2
Exons: 2
Biological process (GO): response to oxidative stress
Molecular function (GO): glutathione peroxidase activity
Source: RefSeq, a predicted model, not a curated record